This is a messenger RNA of Didymosphaeria variabile, 1062 nucleotides long. RefSeq lists its product as uncharacterized. Gene Ontology annotation, biological process: Golgi organization. Bases 1 to 1062 code for a protein of 353 amino acids. Lineage: Eukaryota; Fungi; Ascomycota; Dothideomycetes; Pleosporales; Didymosphaeriaceae. The transcript is spliced from 3 exons. Gene Ontology annotation, cellular component: Golgi apparatus. Gene Ontology annotation, molecular function: protein binding. The record is from RefSeq and is a predicted model, not a curated record.
AUGUCGACUAUGUUUGGCGCCUUGAACCGCUUCAUCUCACGGCUUGAUGCCGCGCCAGAGGACCAAAACUCUGCGACACAAGGCGCGUAUGGCUUCCAGGUGCUUAGGAACAACAAUCCGGAGAUACCCCUGGACCCAUGGUUCGACUUUGUCAUUGGCAUCAACGGGCGCACGAUUGACAAUCCGGAUCCCAAUUUAUUCGCGACUGAGGUGCGCAACUGCGCUGGCUCCCCUCUAAGCUUGGGUGUCUUCAGCGCAAAGGGUCAAAAGAUCCGAGAGAUCUACAUUCCCAUCCCUGCCGAAAAACCCACCCUGGGCAUCUCCCUCCAAUGGACACCCCUUUCCGUGACGGAAGACGUCUGGCACAUCCUCGACGUCGCGCCCAACUCUCCCGCCGACGUAGCAGGCCUGCUUCCGUACGGCGACUACGUGAUCGGCAGUCCUGAAGGCCUGGUCCGCGGUGAGUCUGGUUUAGGCGAACUCAUCGAAGACUACAUCAACCGGCCGCUCCGCCUAUUUGUGUACAACCAAGAGUACAACGUCACUCGUCCCGUUACUAUUACUCCGUCGCGCGGUUGGGGCGGCGAAGGUGCGCUGGGAUGCGUGCUUGGCUUCGGCGCUCUUCAUCGCGUUCCCGCCGAGUUGGAGGAACCGCCGCAGGCACCAGGUGAAACGCUGUUUUCCACCGGCAGCGCCUCUUUCGAUGAGAAGCGUCCCCUGUCAUCAUCCGCGAGUAACCUCCCUCCUGCUCAAGUCGGUGCUCCGUCAGAGCUUUUUGUACCAGCGAACAUGGCGUUGCCGUUAAAAUCAUCGCCUCCACAGGCUGGUGCGCCGCCGAAAAAAGGCAAGCAGAGAGCGCACCAUGCGCAUAUCAGUCCGAGCGGGGGCGGCGGUUUAGACGACUAUUUCAAGGAAGGCGAGCAGAAGAGUGCUGCGGAGGACUUUGCGCCCAAGAGGGAGGGCAGUGUGCCUCCGCCGCCGAAGGUUGGAGGGCCGCCGCGAGGUCCGCCCAAGAGCGCGACGCCGGUGCAGAAUGAGGAGCCCACGCCGGCAGAGCCGUAG